CAAAUAGAAAAAUAAAGUAAAGAUGGCGUCUGAGAAUGAAAUAGCUAUUGUGGGUAUAGGAUGCAACUUUCCUGGAGGUGAAGGAAUUGACAGUUUCUGGAAAGUGUUAGAGAAUGGCAGAAACUGCACUACGGAAAUACCUCCAGAAAGAUUUAACAUUAGAGAGUGGUAUGAUCCAGGUGACGACAAACCAGGUAAAAUACGUACAACUCGUGCUGCUCUUCUUGAUGAAUUGAAUGCAUUCGAUAACAAGCUGUUUGGCAUCAGCAAUGAGGAAGCUGAGCGUAUGGAUCCUCAGCAAAAGUUACUCAUGGAAUGUACCUACAGAGCGCUGGAAGAUGCAGGAGUCACUCAUGAAAACAUUAGUGGUACCAAAACAGGGGUUUUUGUUGGCCUGAUGAAUCGAGACUAUGAAUCUAUAACCAGCAGGGCAUUUGUUGAAAUAAACCAUUACGAUGCCACAGGGGCAGCAAUGAGUACAGCAGCUCAUCGGAUUUCAUACAGUUUUAAUUUGAUUGGACCAUCAAUUGCCAUUGAUACAGCUUGUUCAUCUUUUCUCUCUGCUUUGGACCUUGGCUACAAAGCCAUUAAACAAGGAGACUGUGAAUCUGCUAUCUGCGGAGGAGUAAAUUGCAUCAUAGAGCCUUGGAAGUUUGUAUCUCUGAGUAAAGCAAAUAUUUUAUCAUCUGACGGAAUUAGUAAACCCUUCUCUAAACAUGCAGGUGGCUAUGGAAGAGGAGAAGGAUGUGGCGUUCUUUUAUUAAAGCCACUGGUAAAGGUAGGGUGUUUAUACUGAACUCUCAAUUUCCCAAAUGUCCCGGGGAUGAUCAUUGUGUCUAGUGUGCUUUGGAAAGGAGAACACCA
Molecule: messenger RNA, 864 nt
Organism: Lacerta agilis (Sand lizard)
Lineage: Eukaryota; Metazoa; Chordata; Lepidosauria; Squamata; Lacertidae
Product: phthiocerol/phenolphthiocerol synthesis polyketide synthase type I PpsD-like
Exons: 5
Coding region: 23-796 (257 amino acids)
Biological process (GO): fatty acid biosynthetic process
Molecular function (GO): fatty acid synthase activity
Source: RefSeq, a predicted model, not a curated record